Molecule: messenger RNA, 1217 nt
Organism: Rhododendron vialii
Lineage: Eukaryota; Viridiplantae; Streptophyta; Magnoliopsida; Ericales; Ericaceae
Exons: 2
Coding region: 208-906 (232 amino acids)
Source: RefSeq, a predicted model, not a curated record
GGGAACUCAAUUCCUAAGGGUUGAUGAUGCAUUUACUUUUAUGUUCUCUCUAAUCCUCCUCCCCCUCUCUCUAUAUUGUGGGUUAUAAACAACUAGAGGACAUAGUUAAGUGAUUCCCUUCGCCCUAGAUAGAGAGAGUAUGUUGUUAGCUUCCUAGAUCACAAAGAAAAACCCAAGGGGUGAAAUUAAGAAACAAAUUAAGCGAGAAUGGCAACCAACUCCGAAGCCAAAGUGACCCUAAAACUGCUUAUCGACACCAAGAGGAAAAAAGUCCUUUUCGCAGAAGCAGGGAAAGACUUUGUCGAUUUCCUCUUCAACCUUCUCCAUUUGCCCGUUGGAACCGUGGUCAGGCUUCUCACUGAACAAACCAUGGUGGGCACUUUGGGAAAACUCUACGAAAGCAUCCAAAACCUCAGCGAAACCUACUUCCAACCAAACCAAACCAAAGUCUCUGUCCUGAAACCGAAAGCCCUACUCUCUGCUACCCAAGUUCCCCUCUUAUCACUCGAAGGCGGCACAUCCGCUGCUAAAACGUAUUACGCUUGCUCGUACAGCACCUCCCAUCCAUAUGUUGCGGAUAAUGCCCGUGCCGUCUGUCCCAGUUGCGGAAAUAAAUUGACCAGGGAGUACCAGUACGUUGCGGCAGCGAAUGAAGUGGCAGCAGUAGGGGAGGGAGGUUUUGUGAAGGGGGUGGUGACUUAUAUGGUGAUGGAUGAUCUGGUGGUGACUCCCAUGUCUACAAUUUCUAGCAUUACCAUGUUGAACAAAUUUAAUGUUAAGGAUGUUGGGGCACUCGAGGAGAGGGUUGUUGAUUUGGGGAUGCCUGAGGGUUUGAAGCUGUUGAAGGCAAGUUUGCACACAGAGAAAGUUCUAACAAGUGUGUUCCUCGGAAACACAGGGGACUAAUGGUUGAUGCAUGGAUAGCAACUGAUUGACGAUCGAUGCCCGGUAUGGUAUUGUAAUGAAGGUUCUCCUGGUGGUAUUAGAACUUUGCUUGGUUUAUGUUUUUCCAGUUUUUUUUUUUUCCUCUUUUGGGCGAGUGAGGGCAUCUGGUAUUUUGGAAAAUAUGUUUUGCAACCUUUAUGUGGUUUGUAGUCUUGAAGGAAGUUGCAAGGCUUUGUAUGUUUUGUGUUUGUGCUGCAUGUUCUUGAUUCAACCACGAGUUAACCAACGGUACGGUACAUUGUCUAUAUGUCAAAUUAUUUGUGGUUUUUUUU